Messenger RNA from Suillus discolor, 814 nucleotides. RefSeq lists its product as uncharacterized. The transcript has 4 exons. NCBI's taxonomy places the organism in Eukaryota, Fungi, Basidiomycota, Agaricomycetes, Boletales, Suillaceae. The coding region runs from base 327 to 794 and encodes 155 amino acids. The record is from RefSeq and is a predicted model, not a curated record.
CUUGUAAAAAUAGCCAGAUUGCCUUACCUAUAUGCAGUACGAGCGCGAAGUCGGUACGUACCAGUGCCAGGUUGCGCCGUAACAUCCCCCCAAGUGUAUUUGUGUCUUCAUCUUUGUAUCACUAGAGCUUCCAAAUUUCACCAACCUUCCUUCAUUACCUUUCGUUGAGGUUGAGCCGGUCUCCUCCUUGUGCACUAUUGCACGUUUCCAUUCACUUCCUUUCGACACACCAAUCCUUUUCUUUCAAGUCGACUUCGAGCAGCGCUCGAUACACUCGUUUCUUUGCCCAUCUACUACCCUUUGUUAACCACCAACCUCUUCGAUCAAUGGGAAAGCUCAUCUGGCACGAGCUAAGUCGCUACAUCUCCCUCACGGCCAGUGUUUAUGCAGUAUGGGCCAGUUUCUGGGGUUUCUUCUUCCGCAAGUUCUUUUGGGAUUUCAUCGGUGGCAUCUUGCGCUCUCCCGGUGGUCUGCAACCGUCACCCAAAUUUGCUCUGUUCAUCAAUGUUAUUGUCAAAUACCCUAUUGUGCAGAUAGGCACCAUGGCCCUCGGGUUUACCAUAAUCGCGCUGGAAUAUCCUAUCCCCAUCUUCAAGGGAACUGCUAUAUUUAGGAGCAUCGCUCUUAGAGUGGUGUUACUGAUCAUGCAAGCCGCCGGAACGGUUUUAUUUUACCAAGGCACAAAUGCGGCACUAUGGUCAUUAAUUGCUGCAAUGUUAUACAUUCGUGCAUUAACAUUGAGAGAGAGAAUGGAGGAAGCAAUAAAACACAAAGGCCGAGCGGGUCAGGCUUGACGAGUACGUUUACACGCAGU